Lodderomyces elongisporus is the source of this 1104-nucleotide messenger RNA. RefSeq lists its product as uncharacterized. The coding region runs from base 1 to 1104 and encodes 367 amino acids. The transcript has a single exon. The record is from RefSeq and is a predicted model, not a curated record. NCBI's taxonomy places the organism in Eukaryota, Fungi, Ascomycota, Pichiomycetes, Serinales, Debaryomycetaceae.
AUGGAAAUUUCGGAAGGACAUGAUAGGAUAGAUGCUGUGCAGAACAACUUAACUCGAUGCUUAGACAGUUUUGCUUCAGCAUGGAAGCUUAUGGACGUGAACAAGAAUUUGGCUUUUGGCGAUGAGAAAAAUGAACUUGAACUGCUACAGACCAUCAAACGAGCAUUCAUACUCGAUAGUUUUAAGCUCAGCAAGUACCAGAAGGAUUACAAGGAUUGGGAAUCUGAUGCAAGAGAGGAGUUUAUCAACAAUGAUGUUGUUAAUUACAAUAGCGUUGUGGGAAAGAUAUCAAAGGUUAAUCAAAAACUAGAGUCGUCGAGCACUUUGUAUGAGCAGUUAUCAUCAGGAAUAAAGAUACCUGAAUUCGUAGUGAGUAAAAAGACUUUGGAGAAAUUUGGAAAUCAAGAUCUCAUUGAAAUAGCAAAUCGACAUCCAGAGAACAAUUUCAAGUUGUCGCAAUUAUUUUCGCUUAACCCAAACCAGGCCGGUACGUUAGUUCCCGAAUUUGAUAUUGUACAUGACUUGAUAAAUUUGGAGUUUCGUUUGCGAAUAGAGAAGCGUAUACAGCUUGAGAUCUUAGCAUCGAUGAAAAAUAAACUACAGAGCAUGAAUAGUACGUGGGUUGUAAGAGAUGAUAACUUGAAGGACUUUUUGAAUCACAAAGUUGCCAAAGUGGUUGAGCAAGUGACACAAGUUCGAGCAGAAAUUGAAAAAGAAAAGAACGACGAGGUUGGCGAGGAAGAAGAGGAAGAAGAGGAAGAACGAGAAGCUGAAGUUGAUAUCGAUGAUGAUGAUGAUGAUGAUGAUGAUGACGGAAGCUUUGUAGGCGAUGUCGGGAUACAUGAUGAACAAGAGGGUGAAAGUAGUAGUGAGGAGCUGGGAAAUGAGGUAGAAGAAAGCAAAGCAGAUGAUAUUGAGGUCGAAGCAGCUACAGUAGAUGACAACGAAGAAAACCAACAAGAACAAAGGCUGGGAGAUGUGGAAGGCGAAAACGAGAAUGAUUCAUCUGCUCUACACACACAAGCACAGAAGAAUGAUGAACCACUAGAGAAUCCCGAUGAUGAUGAUGAUGACGACGACGAUACAAUGCUAAUAGACGGCUAA